This is a messenger RNA of Rangifer tarandus platyrhynchus (Svalbard reindeer), 366 nucleotides long. Lineage: Eukaryota; Metazoa; Chordata; Mammalia; Artiodactyla; Cervidae. The record is from the annotation of a GenBank genome assembly.
AUGCUCUGGCUCCUGCAUAGCUACAGAGAGUCCUGUACUGUCCUGGACGCUAUGGGGCAGCUGUGUGCCCACAGAGGCCAGAAGCUGUGCUUAGUAGCUCAGUCAUGUCUGAUUCUUGAUGACCCUGUGGACUGUAGCCCACCAGACUCCUCUGUCCAUGGAAUUCUCCAGGCCAGAACACUGGAGUUGGUUGCCAUUCCCUUCUUCCAGGGGCUCUUCCCCACCCAGGGAUCGAACCAUGGUCUCUGGCAUUACAGGCGGAUUCUUUACCAUCUGAGCCACCAGGGAAGCCCUCAGGGGAAAAAGCAAAGAAACGAAAGAGCUUUUCUUGACUCUGCUGGGGUCUUUGUGCUCAGGGCCCCCUGA